Molecule: messenger RNA, 806 nt
Organism: Cutaneotrichosporon oleaginosum
Lineage: Eukaryota; Fungi; Basidiomycota; Tremellomycetes; Trichosporonales; Trichosporonaceae
Source: RefSeq, a predicted model, not a curated record
CGCCUGUUGACGUAGGCGACCCCUCAAAACAUGACCCCACGCUAGUCCUUGCGUGCUCCGUAAGAGACCCCUAAACCAUGUCGAUCUUGAGCCAUUCCCAAUCCGCAUUGUGUGCGUCAUGUACAUCUGCAAAGAUCGUCUGCGAUUCCUGGAUUUAAAGCCGCUCGGCACGCUCGCUUUUCUGCUCGCCCUUCCGCUCGCCCCGUCUCUGUGGCGACGUCACACCCCAACGCUGAGAGGCCAGAGGUUUAGAGCUGCCAAGAAGCAAAGGCCGAUUCCAGCAUAUUGUGCUAAUGACUCCCUUGCCAUUCCUGUGCCAGGGAGCCGAUCAAGGGCUGUGAAGGAAUGCGGGCCUUGAGUGAACGAAGCCCUAGUACGAUACGACAACGAGAGUAUAUUAUUCAAAGUCCAGAAUCGUGGGGAUGCCGUGCGGGAUACGGAACACCGAGCAGCACGGGGACAGGCAUGCCUUGUCACAUGAUAGGGUACCUUGAUCGCGGCGGCGGGGCAGAGGAACACGAGAGGUGGCAGGAGGGUGGCAUGAUUGCUUAAGUCAGCUCAGGAAGAUGAGCGGAAAAACGGAUGAGGCCGACAGAGUAACUGCAUUGAGGGUGAGCGGCGCAUCGUAUUGCAGUAUUGCUCAUAUUGUACUCCUUGGUUGUGGCUGCGGAUGCAUAGGGUGAAUCGUUUGGCGGCGCCGGCGGCAGCCUGUGGCGUUUUGAUGUUCACGCAUGCUCACGGGGACGAGGAAUGAAGCAGAAGCCAGGAUGAAGUGCUAACGUGAGUCAAGCUGAGGAUAUGUACAG